This is a messenger RNA of Culex pipiens pallens (northern house mosquito), 3307 nucleotides long. RefSeq lists its product as uncharacterized. The record is from RefSeq and is a predicted model, not a curated record. Bases 518 to 2725 code for a protein of 735 amino acids. Gene Ontology annotation, molecular function: G protein-coupled receptor activity. Gene Ontology annotation, cellular component: membrane. The transcript is spliced from 5 exons. NCBI's taxonomy places the organism in Eukaryota, Metazoa, Arthropoda, Insecta, Diptera, Culicidae. Gene Ontology annotation, biological process: adenylate cyclase-activating G protein-coupled receptor signaling pathway; cell surface receptor signaling pathway.
UUUCCACACUUUUGGGGGCAGACUGGCAGCGAUUUCGAAGGACGACGGACUGCUACUAUUUUGGGCGACGAUUUUUCCUCGCGAAAAAUAGGCACAGUUUUUAACCAGAUUAGAAAGAAAAGUGUGUGACACACAUGUCGCAGCGGGGUUGAGUUUAGGCUUAAGAAAAUAAAAACCUUCAAAUAACCACGUCUUCCAUUCGAGUAAGGAGCGCCGCGACACCAGAACCAGAAGAAGCCAAACCAUUACAAAGUGGGAGCAUAUUUUUCUAUGCUCCAAAACAGAUUUUACAAAUUUGCCUGAGCUGCUGGUUUGCGUUGCAGAUUAGUUGUGAUUUUUUAAUUUGGUUCCUUUUCUGUUCCUCAAUUGACGAGUGCGGCAAAAGUGAGUCCAACUGCAAUAAAGUGAAAUGUGAAAGUUAUUUGAAUAUUUUUUGUGAUAAAUUAUAGAAAAAAAAAGUUAUUUAAACAAGUGAUUCCGCAUCGUAACCGGAGCAACAAAAAAGAAAAGAAAAAAUAUGGCAAUAUCCAGACAACGAAAGGGAGGCAACAAAGUAUGGCUGUGGUGGCCCCGGAAAGGUUCCUGCCCUGGCGGUGGUGACAUCCCGUUGUUACUUGUCCUCGGCGCCGCCGUCCUUGGCCCGGUCCUGCUGGGAAUCCAACCGGCAUCGGCAACCGCACCGACCCACGGCGGCGGCACCAAGUUCGGCACCAGCUACGAAACGCGCUACAUCAACGACUUUAUCAACUUUACCCGGCCGGCGGCCGACAUCGUGGAACCGCUGUACUACGACUACGAGAGCAAUCCGUCGCGCAGUGCCUACAACCAGGAGUACGAAAGCGGCGGCCUGGCCGGACUGGGACUGAACGGCGGCCCUUCCUCGCUGUCCUCGGCUGAUGGUGGUGGCAGCAGCACUCCGAUGGUCGAGGAGGAGGUGACACGACCGCCGGACAUUUACCCCGACCCGGACCAGAUUUACGCGACGUUUCUGAACAAGAGUGCCACCAAGCGGAACCGGUUCCCGGGCGAGGAGAACGUGAUUAAAGUUUAUUCGUCCAAAUCGCUCCGGAAGAGUCCUCAGGCACGCGUGGACAGCAACAGCAACGACGACGGUUCGUUCGACAGCUUGAACAACGACAUGAAGGGGCACGACUUUAUCGAUAAUAUUAUGUACAUUUACUACGGCACGAACGGAACCCUGCGCAAGGAUCUGGGCGGCAACGUGAUUGUGAUAGGGGCCGUGUUUGCGCUGGCCCCGCAGAUACUGACAGCAAUAAUACUGUUCCUGAGAAAUCGCCGCUUGCGGCACUUUAACACGUUCUACCCGAUCUGUCUGAACCUGCUGCUGAUGCUGGCCGCGUCCAACUUUUCCUUUGUGCUGGGCGUGCAGGCCACCCGGAACACGGUCCGCUGCGAGCUGAUCGCGAUCGUGCUCCACUACCUGCACCUGAGUACCAGCAUUUGGUGCUUCGUGUACAUCUACGUGAUCUACGACUUGAUCGUGAACGAGUGCAAUCCGCGUCUCAAGUACACGUAUCUGGUUGGGUAUGGAGUUCCUGGAGUCUACGUACUGUUCUCGUACGCCUCCUCGAUCGACACGUUCGAAGUGCACCGCUACUGCUGGAUGUCCAUCCAGAAGGGCAUGAUCGUGAGCUUCAUGAUCCCAAUCUCCUUCCUGAUCAUCCUAACCACGGUCCUCGGCACGAUCAGCUUGAAGCGAAUCUCCAACAAGCAGACCGCCAUGCUGUGCGAAAGCAUCGAAAGCAUCAUCGAGACCACCUCCAAGUGUAACGACUUCAUGUACCCGCGAAUGCCAACGGCCGGACCGGCUCAUCUGCUCGCGAACCGAAGCAACAGCUAUCCCCAGCUAGAGUUGAAGGACGCCGCGAGCAACAAAACACCCCCCUGCUGCCAAGAGUACGCGCUAGCUCAAUCGCUUGAAAACCGUCAAUCCGUAGUCACCCUCCCUCAGCAGACCCAAAUGAGCCACGGCUUCAGCUUCCAGGGCUUGAAGAAGUCGCUGGAGUGCUACGACACGCGGAUCGAUCUGGGUCAACUGUCGCUGGCGGAACUGUCCACGCCGAGUCUGGCCUCCGAUAUGCAGGACUUUACCGAGUUUAAGCGCGCCAUCAAGUUCGGGCUGUUCUUUCAGCCGAUCUACUCGAUCUGCUGGUUCCUGAGCGUGAUCGCGCUGGAGAACGUGCAGUCCUGCGUGAUGCCGGUCAUCUUUGCCAUUUGCUUGAACAUUUUGAACUGGUGCAUGCUAGUGCGAUCCUCGAUGAUUUGCCCGUUCGUCAGCGCCCUAUCAGAAGAAACGCACGAAAAGAACAGCCUGAACUACAAUGACGGCUGUAGUGGUGGCGGUGGCGGCGGAACCGACUCCCUCCUAAACUACGGCUCCAACGGCGGCCAGUGCACGGACAACGAGACCGCGGACCGCAGCAUCUGCACCGACACGAUCCCGCUGCUGUGCGCGUCCAAUCCCUCGAUCAUCCAGUCGACGGUGGCCUCGACCGGCUGUACGAUCCUCACGCCGAACGGGUCACUUCCGGCGCCGGGACGCAAAUUUUCCACCGGUUCGGACCAGCUGCUGCAAACGCUGGACCAGCAAACGCUCAACUUUAUCAGCAGCAACAACUUGAAAAACACGUGGGAAUCGAGCCAGGAAAUUGGCCAGCACCCGCACGUCAAGGCCAUCGAUUGCAUCAGCACAAUCAGCAACUAAGCUGGGACGGCGCGCGUCUAACGCAGAUUGUUUGGCAUAUCAAAAAAAGAGAAAUUAUUAUUUUUUGGGAUUUGUGAUAUCAGUGCACGACAAAAACGGUGUGUACAUAGCAAAAAGAACUAUUUAAUCACAUACUUUUUCGCACAUUUAUCCUUGGAACUUUUCCGGUGAAUUUAAGGAAGAAAAAAUCACAGCAAUGCAAAAUACCUUGCCACAGUAAAAAAAGACAAACACUAGUAGAGUUAUAUCGAACGCAGCGGUUCCUCUCUGGACAUGGCGCCAGAAUCGGUCGAGCGUAUCCUGGGCGAUCGCGCUUAUUCUAAAAGAAAGGUAGAACAACAUUUAGUAGAGAUGGAGAAACAGAAACAAAAUAUGUGAUGCUAUUUCAAAACCAAACGGAUCGUAAUAGAUUUGUCGUUAAAGAAAAAAAAAAAAACAUUUAUCAGUAGCGAGUAGAAGGACAAAUAAUCACAGCAUUUUACACAGUCAAUACCGAUUGCCACGUUACCAUUCAAUGCGUAAUGCAAAGAAAAGUCAGAUAACUUCAAUAAAUAAUAGUACAAAAAUACCUGCAUGUUACUA